CGAGAAACAGAUGAGAGCACGAAAGAAGCCAUCACAGACGAAGAAGAAGAUUUGUUCUGGAGCAAAGGCUUAAUGGGAACUGGUUCUUCUAAUUCGUUAUUAACUACAGUAUAUUUCUAUAAUGGGAAGCUGUUUGGUUUACGUGGAGGGGAACAUAGGAAUAUUACUGUAAGAAAUAUAAGGGUGAGCGAUGAUUGUCUUAGAUUUGAAGAAAACAGCUCAAAAAGUUUCCAUGGCGGUAUUUGUGAUCUUAAGUACGUUUCUCGUGCUGUGACGCAUAUUUGUCAUGAAAGGGGUCAAACUCAUGCUCGUUGUUUGGUUGAAGUUUAUCGACUGUAUUUGGGUUUUUGUUAUUUUCCUUCUAAAAUGGACAAAGCAUUUUACUUUAGGCCCAAGAAGAAUCGUUUAGGGUUUGAUAAUGUUCCAGUUGGAAUUAAUACUUUAAAUCAAAUUUUGCCAAACAUGUGUUCAGUUGCAGGAAUUAGAAAGAAAACCGCCCAUUGUCUUAGAGUAACAUGUGCCACAUCGCUCUUUAAUGCUGGGGUUGAUGAAAAACUAAUUCGUGAACGCACGGGUCAUCGUUCAAACGCCCUUUUUCAGUAUGAGAAAGCUCACAGAGAACAAAUGGUCAAGGUUUCCUCAAUUUUAGGAACAGAAAGUAAGAAGUGUACUACUACGUCUGAUGUUGAAAUUUCACAUGAUGUAAACAAAGGGGAAGAUGCUGAUCAUGUCAGUUCUGUAUUUCAGGGAAUAACUUUCGAUAAAUGUAAUGUUAAACUCGUCAUAAAUUCUACGAACUGCGAUAACAUGUGA
This is a messenger RNA of Pocillopora meandrina, 813 nucleotides long. NCBI's taxonomy places the organism in Eukaryota, Metazoa, Cnidaria, Anthozoa, Scleractinia, Pocilloporidae. The record is from the annotation of a GenBank genome assembly.